This is a messenger RNA of Lactuca sativa (garden lettuce), 962 nucleotides long. Its product is annotated as protein RSI-1. NCBI's taxonomy places the organism in Eukaryota, Viridiplantae, Streptophyta, Magnoliopsida, Asterales, Asteraceae. The record is from RefSeq and is a predicted model, not a curated record.
GCGGCAUUUUAUCCGGUAAAUUUAAUUUCCUUCGAUCUCACGAUCCGGAGGACGGAAGUGGCUGCAUCCCCUGUUCACGCCUUAACCUCCGCAUCGACCACCACCCCGCCGCUUCCACCAGGCCACCACCACCGCUGUUCUCUCUCUCUCUCUCUCUCUCUCUCUCUCUCUCUCUCUCUCUCUCUCUCUCUCUCUCUCACACACACACACACAAACACGAUCUACUGUGUGUGAAUCUGAGCUACGAACCAACCCCCAUUCUCCAAGAAAAACACAUCCCCUGCUCCCUAUAAAUAAUAACCUUCCCACUGCAAUUCUUCUUCACAAUCAACAUUCCAUCGCAUUCUAUCUGUUCUUUCUCACUCACAUAUCAUCAGAUUUCCAUUUUCUUUUUCAGUGAGUGAGUGAGUGAGAUCAAAUGGCAGGAGGAGGACGUUCGUACACUGCUCUGCUUUUGGUCCUAUCGUUGAUUCUCUUGAUCGCAUUCGCCGAUUUUGCUCAGGGAUACAAGAAGCUUCGUCCUAGAGAUUGUAAACCCAAAUGUACAUAUCGAUGCUCUGCAACAUCACACAAGAAGCCAUGCAUGUUCUUCUGUCAAAAGUGUUGUGCGAAAUGCUUGUGUGUACCAAAAGGUGUUUAUGGCAACAAACAGGCAUGUGCUUGCUACAACAACUGGAAGACUAAGGAAGGCAAACCCAAGUGUCCUUGAUUUUUAUGUUUCAAAGAUCGGAGGGGUUUCAUUGACAAUUUUAUAAGUCAAAGGGUCUAACUGUUUCUUUCACCAGUUUAUGUUUGUUUUGUUGAUUCGAAUAAGGGAAGUGUACGGAUAACCGAGGGGUAUUUUAGUCAAAGUGUUGUCCGUAGGGUGUUGCCCUCUUUUAUGCUAAGCUAAACUAGGAUCUCAUGUCAACUUAUCAAGUUGUAAGUGUGCUUUUGUCUUUAUGUAUUUAGAGCAUUUAUGA